Molecule: messenger RNA, 309 nt
Organism: Caenorhabditis briggsae
Lineage: Eukaryota; Metazoa; Nematoda; Chromadorea; Rhabditida; Rhabditidae
Exons: 2
Coding region: 1-309 (102 amino acids)
Source: RefSeq, a predicted model, not a curated record
AUGAGCAACCGUCGUCCAUUUUCCGAACUCAACGAAUAUUCGCUUCCGGACUUGGAACGUCGUAUUAUCAUUGCUGUUCUUCACAACGAGCUCGACCUUGCCGAAUUCUUGAAUGCUGUGGACCCAUUGAGAAGAGAAGUGGACCAUAAUCGGGAUGAUGUAGACAAUACUAUGAAUUCGAACAGUUCGGAUACAGAUUCAAUUGCCUCGGAUAGUUUGGAGCUCGAGCUGGAUGAGGGAGAGCAGCAGCAGAGGGAGGAAAAUGAUAGAGAAGAUCAAGAAGUCGCAGAAAAGGAAAACAAGGAAUAG